This is a messenger RNA of Penaeus vannamei (Pacific white shrimp), 1465 nucleotides long. RefSeq names its product tyrosine-protein kinase Btk29A (gene Btk). Gene Ontology annotation, molecular function: non-membrane spanning protein tyrosine kinase activity; ATP binding; protein binding. Lineage: Eukaryota; Metazoa; Arthropoda; Malacostraca; Decapoda; Penaeidae. Gene Ontology annotation, cellular component: plasma membrane. Gene Ontology annotation, biological process: protein phosphorylation. The record is from RefSeq and is a predicted model, not a curated record.
GCGCCGAAGAUCGUGGUGGCCCUCUACGACUACAACGCCACCGAGCGGGGGGACCUGUCGCUGCGGAAGAAUGAAGAAUUCGAGGUGCUUGAGCAAGAUCAGGAACACUGGUGGAAGAUGAGAAAUAGACAAACUGGAAUGGAAGGGUUUGCUCCCAGCAAUUACGUCAGAGAGCUAGGAACACCUGAUAUACAACAGUAUGACUGGUACCUGGGCGACGCGACGAGACAGCGCGCGGAGGUGUUCCUGAUGCAGCAGGAGCGGGAGGGUUGCUUUGUGGUGCGGAACUCGACCACGAACUCUGGCGUCUACACCCUCUCAGUGUAUACGAAACAGCUUAGGUCUCAUCCGCAAGUAAAGCACUACCACAUCAAGAAGGACCCGGAGGGAAACUAUUACCUGUCGCAGAACAUCAAGUGCAAGACCAUUCCCGAGCUCAUCUACCGACACCAGCACAACCCCGGGGGCAUCUGCGCCAGACUGCGACCGCCCACCCUCGGGAGGACUGCGCCAGCCACUGCGGGGCUCAGCCACGAUAAGUGGGAGAUUGACCCCUCGGAGCUGAAUCUCCUGGAGGAGCUGGGUUCCGGGCAGUUCGGCGUGGUGCGCCACGGCAAGCUCAAGUCCUUAGAUGUGGCCGUCAAGAUGAUGAAGGAAGGGACGAUGAGCGAAGACGAAUUUAUUGAAGAAGCGAAAGUCAUGACGAAAUUACGACACGGUAAUUUGGUUCAGCUGUAUGGAGUGUGCAGUAGACAACGCCCAAUAUACAUCGUAACGGAAUACCUGCGCUAUGGAUCCUUGCUACAAUACCUUCGUAACAAAGAAAGAAUCCUAUUAAAUAAUACUGAUGUUCUUUUAGAUAUGUGCUUGCAGGUUUGUAGUGGAAUGGCUUACCUUGAGAAGCAGAAGUUCAUUCAUCGUGAUCUUGCAGCAAGAAAUUGUCUUGUGGGAGCUCACAAUGAAAUUAAAGUUGGAGAUUUUGGUUUAGCUAGGUAUGUUGUGGAUGAUGAGUAUACUGGUUCAGGAGGUGCUAAGUUCCCAAUCAAGUGGGCAGCUCCUGAAGUGCUAAACUUCAUGAGAUUCUCCUCCAAGUCUGAUGUCUGGGCCUUCGGUGUCUUGAUGUGGGAAGUUUUCACCUGCGGCAAAAUGCCUUAUGGCCGAAUGAAGAAUGCCGAGGUUGUUGAUAUGGUGCAGCAUGGAAGAGUUCUGGAAAAACCUAGAUUUUGUCCUAGCGAUGUGUAUAACGUAAUGCAACAGUGCUGGAAUGCAAAUGCUGAGAAUCGACCUUCAUUUAAUGAAAUCCUCAGGAUGUUCCAAGAUGAAUGACUUUCAUCAAACCUUGCCCCCCAUCCCUCAGCUCAUACCGAGUAGAUAGUCUGAUUUUUAGAAUCUUAUCUUGUAUACUAAAAACUAAAAAUGACAGCUUCCAAUAUCAUUGGUAUUUUUUUAUGAUGGCUUGUGAUAG